Tilletiopsis washingtonensis is the source of this 1847-nucleotide messenger RNA. RefSeq names its product aspartyl-tRNA synthetase. The record is from RefSeq and is a predicted model, not a curated record. NCBI's taxonomy places the organism in Eukaryota, Fungi, Basidiomycota, Exobasidiomycetes, Entylomatales. Gene Ontology annotation, cellular component: cytosol; aminoacyl-tRNA synthetase multienzyme complex; cytoplasm. The transcript is spliced from 6 exons. Gene Ontology annotation, molecular function: aspartate-tRNA ligase activity; ATP binding; RNA binding. The coding region runs from base 75 to 1754 and encodes 559 amino acids. Gene Ontology annotation, biological process: aspartyl-tRNA aminoacylation.
GGGUAAAGUUGGGCGUCCAAGGUGCCUUUCCCUCCACCACACCACCGGCUGCUGCACACACCUCGCCAGCAAGCAUGACCGACGCACCACCGCCCGCUGCCGCGCCGCCCGCCGCUGAGACCGAGGAGCUCAACGAGGACGGCACGCCGCUGUCGGAGAACCAGAAGAAGAAGCGCGCCGCAAAGGCAGAGAAGGAGCGCAAGAAGGCAGAGACGGCCGCGCGCCUGGCCGCCGAGAAGCAGGCCAAGGAGGCCAGCGAGGUGGACUUCGCUGCCCAGAACUACGGCCCGCAGCCGCUGAACCAGAGCCGCGAGCGCACGGGCCGGACGUUCAACCUGAUCAGCGAGUUCAGCGGCGAGCGCGAUGGCGAGGCCGUCAUGUUCUCGGCGCGCAUCCAGACCUCGCGCUCUCCCUCAGCCAAGAUGGUCUUCUUGACGCUCCGUGCGCGCUUUGACUGCGUGCAGGCCAUUCUGGCGCAGACGCCCGAGGUGGUGUCGAAGCAGAUGGUCAAGUGGGCCGCCGGCCUGCCGGCCGAGACGCUCGUGGCCGUCGAGGGCACGCUUGUGAAGUCGCCUGUCCCGAUCGAGUCCUCCACCGUCACGGUCAAGGACGCCGAGGUGAAGAUCACGAAGCUGCACGUUAUCUCGGCCAUCACGACGACGGCACCGCUGCCGUUCUACGUCGACGAUGCCGUGCGCUCCGACGCCGAGAUCGAGGCGUCGCAGAGCACGGACCGCCCGAUGCCGGGCCUGCCGCUGGACCUGCGCCUCGACAACCGCGUUCUCGACCUGCGCACCGUCACCAACCAGGCCAUCUUCCGCAUCGAGCACGGCGUGUGCCGUCUCUUCCGCGAGUACCUCGACAACGAGGGCUUCCUAGAGAUCCACUCGCCCAAGCUGCAGGGCGCGGCGACGGAGAGCGGCGCUUCGGUGUUCAAGGUCUCGUACUUCAAGGGCGAGGCCUUCCUGGCGCAGUCGCCGCAGCUCGCCAAGCAGAUGGCCAUCGCGGCCGACUUUGGCAAGGUGUACGAGAUCGGUCCCGUCUUCCGUGCCGAGGACAGCAACACGCCGCGGCACAUGACCGAGUUCACCGGCCUCGACCUGGAGAUGGCGUUCAACGAGCACUACCACGAGGUGCUCGACCUGCUCACCGGCCUCUUCACCUUCAUCUUCCAGCAGCUGCCCAUCCGCUACGCCAAGGAGCUCGCGCUGGUCAAGCGUCAGUUCCCCGUGCCCGACUUCCUCGUGCCCGACAAGAUGCCGCGCAUCACCUUCAAGGAGGCGAUCGCCUUCCUGCGCGAGGACGGCGUCAAGAACGCCGACGGCUCGGAGCUGAGCGAGCUCGAGGACCUCUCCACCGAGCAGGAGCGCAUCGUCGGCCGCAUCGUGCGGGAAAAGUUCCACUCCGACUUUGUCGUCAUCGACAAGUACCCGCUGGCCGUGCGCCCGUUCUACACGAUGCCCGACCCGGCGAACCCGGAGUACUCCAACUCCUACGACUUCAUCAUGCGCGGCAACGAGAUCCUCUCUGGCGCCCAGCGUAUCCACGACGCGCCGACAUUGGAGGCGUCGAUGGCCAAGGCCGGCGUGCCGGUCGAGUCGAUGCCCUCGUACGUCAACGCCUUCCGCGCCGGCUGCCCGCCGCACGCUGGCGGCGGCAUCGGUCUCGAGCGCGUCGUGCAGUUCUUCCUCGGCCUCGGCAACAUUCGCCGCGCCUCGCUCUUCCCGCGCGACCCCAAGCGCCUCGAGCCCUGAGCGGCGGGCACGAGGGAAAGACACAAUGCGAUGGUGAAACAAUCUAUGGCAUGACGUGGCGUCUGGGCCUCUCUGGCAGGCCUCCUCCUCCCC